CAUUUCACGUUUGUGUGCAGCCACACUCGCCGUCAGUGGGUGCACUUGACUCGGUUGUGAAUUCAAAGUCUUUUUCUUUUUUGUUUCAAUUGUUCUCGACAUUAUGAAAUUCACGCGAUUGAGUUUGGCGAAAAAAAUUAUUUUAGUGGCAAUCGCAAUCGUUUUCUUCCUGGCCGCUUUGAUUCGUCGUGAUGGCGGCCGUACGUCGCCACUGCCCAAUCAAUUCGAUUCAAUCAGUUUCCAGCCCAUCAGAGAAACUAGGGAGACGAGACAAGUGGAAAAGGUCCAGGUGAAAAGCCAACCGAAAAUCGUCCUGUACUGGAACACAUUUUACAAUCAAACGGACAUGACGUUCGGAUUCGGACGGCAGCCGUUCGUCGAUGCCGGAUGCGAAAUCAGCAACUGCAUCGCCACCAACGACCGCAGUUUAUUCAAUCGCAGCGACGGGGUCAUCAUUCACGCCGGCGAUUAUUUAGAACACGACCUGCCCACUUAUCGAUUACCUCAUCAGCGGUUCAUUAUGCUUCUCUUCGAAACGCUUCCAGGUGGUUACCACCUACCAUUUUUCGCUCAGCCGCAUUUCUACAACUGGACAAUGACGCACAGGAGAGACUCGGAUGUUUACCUGAGCAAAUCAUACGGGGCAUUAAGACGGCGCAAGGAUAAGCAAAUUGUCAACCAACUUCCACCCAAGUUAACGGCCGGCGAACGUCCGCCGAAACCGGAAGAUUUGUUCACUCGGAAAUAUCCGGAAUUGGCCAAAAGGACAAAGUUGAUGGCCUGGUUCAAUUCGCAUUGCCCAACUCACAGCCAACGGGAAGAUUACGUCAAGAAAUUGGCCGAAUUUAUUCCGGUGGACAUUUACGGCAAAUGCGGAUCGCUCGAGUGUUUGCCCUACAACGAUCCUCGCUGCGACACAAAAGUCCUGGUGAAUUAUCGAUUUUAUUUGGCGGCUGAGAAUUCCCUGUGCCCCGAUUACGUCACGGAAAAGUUUUACCGGGCGCUGAUGAACGACAUCGUCCCCGUCGUGUUCGGCGGAGCUGAUUACGCCCAAUACGCCCCGCCCAAUUCUUACGUCAACAUCGCCGAUUUCAAAUCGCCAAAAGAACUGGCCGAGUACCUGCUCCUCCUGGCCAACAACGACGCCCUGUACAGCAAAUAUUUCGACUGGAAAAAAGAUUACGAGGUGAUACGAAAACCGUUGAAUGGUUGGUGUGAUUUAUGCGCCAAAUUAAACGAUCCAAUGUUGGCCAGUAAAAGUUACGCAAGUGUGGCUAAAUGGUGGUACGAUGACUCCCCUUGUUUGCCAGGAUCGUCUUACAUCACUUCACUAAUCAGAUCAUUAUAAGUUAUUUUAAUUUUUAAUUUCUAAUUGAAUUAUUCCCUGUGAGUGAAUAUCAGUCAUGCACAUAAUUCUAAAUACACUGGUUAACAUUUG
Daphnia pulicaria is the source of this 1438-nucleotide messenger RNA. RefSeq names its product alpha-(1,3)-fucosyltransferase C-like. Gene Ontology annotation, molecular function: alpha-(1->3)-fucosyltransferase activity. Lineage: Eukaryota; Metazoa; Arthropoda; Branchiopoda; Diplostraca; Daphniidae. Bases 104 to 1348 code for a protein of 414 amino acids. The record is from RefSeq and is a predicted model, not a curated record. Gene Ontology annotation, cellular component: membrane. The transcript has 2 exons.